AUGGUCUCACAACCCAUUGGCAAAGACUGGAAUCCAAUAGGAGUUGUACAAGAAAUGUGCAAGCCAUCAGUCGUAACUCAGGGCGGCCGUUCUAUAAGACCGAUGAGCAAAGAGGAUGUUCUUGCUGGAAAAUUAGCCCUUGACGCAGACUAG
Messenger RNA from Cooperia oncophora, 153 nucleotides. Lineage: Eukaryota; Metazoa; Nematoda; Chromadorea; Rhabditida; Trichostrongylidae. The record is from the annotation of a GenBank genome assembly.